AUGAAGCAAUUCACAGAGGUCAUUGAUAUUGAUUCGCUACCAACCACCCGCGACACAACUACUUCUUUUGAAACAAUUAAUCAACCUGGACCCUCGGCCUCUCGCCUUUCUCCUUUUGCUCAAUCCAAUAAUAUUGCGUCCAGUUCGCCUUCGUACAUUGCGCCAAGGUCGGAAUUUUUUAACUCUGCCAUCUCGAACGAUGGACCUAGCGGGACGCCCUACAGGCCUUUAUCUAUAGACACACUUGUCUAUGCUAUACAUGAAGAACCCUGGCCCGCAAACACUGCCGCACCCUAUGCAUUUAUCGCACACACUCUUGUGACGCUCUCCGAGACGCGCUCUCGUAUAGUUAUCAUCAACACCCUGACAAAUUGCCUCCGUACGCUAUUACGCUAUAACCCCUCAUCCCUACUUCCAGCACUCUAUCUCCUCUCUAACACUUUAUCGCCGCCCUAUUCACCUAUCGAACUUGGAAUAGGUAGUUCUGUCAUCUCAAAGGCUAUCCAGCAUGUCUCUGGGCUAACUCCUGCCGCCCUCAAAAGGCUAUAUAAUGCCUCAGGUGACCCUGGAGAUGUCGCUUUUGAGGCCAAGUCCAAUUUGCGUACUUUGGUCCCGCAUCCUCCGCUUUGUAUCACGGCCGUAUAUGACUCACUUAUAAAGAUCGCAAAUGUCAAGGGACAGGGUGCCAAUAAACAGAAGCAAACUAUAGUGGAAAAACUGCUUGUCGCAGCCAAAGGAGAAGAAGUCAGAUUUCUUGUUCGGACAUUAUCAAUGAAUCUUCGUGUUGGGGCUGUUAGAACAUCAAUUCUUACGGCCCUUUCCAGAGCUAUGGUUUUGACACCGCCCUCCAAUAUGUCUACGCCCUUAUCCAUAGAUUCAUCCUAUUACACAAACCCUAACCUUCUCGCCGCAGUGAAACCACUUUCCACGGACAGCAAGAGAAAGGUUGCUGAUGAAUCUAGGGACCGGGUGCUUGCGAAGUUCUCACUUGCAGAGAGUUUAGUCAAGAAAGUAUUUGUACAACACCCAAAUUAUGAUCACAUAGUUGCUGGUCUUUUUGAGGGCGGUUUAGAUGGGUUGGCCGAACGUGUUCCGCUUACCAUAGGGAUUCCUCUGCACCCGACUUUGGGUUCUCCCACUCGAUCUCUGGAUGAGAUAUACGAUCGUCUCGGCGAUUUAUCAUUCACCGCUGAAUUUAAGUAUGAUGGACAGCGUGCCCAAAUCCAUGGUUCCAAAGAUAAGGACGGGCAAGUCUUCGUUCGCAUUUUUUCUCGUCACUUAGAAGAUAUGACGAGUAAGUACCCCGACAUUGUAUCCUUGGUGAAGUGUGUUUUCGCCUCUUCGCCGGAUCUACAAUGUUUUAUCAUGGAUGCGGAGAUAGUUGCUAUUGAUCCCGCUCAUGGUAGCCUUAAGUCAUUUCAAGAGUUGUCAAACAGAGCCCGAAAAGAUGUCAAUAUACAAGAUGUUAAAGUUGCUGUGUGCGUAUUCGCAUUUGAUCUUAUGCUUUUGAAUGGCGAGAUACUUCUUGAACGCCCCUUUCGUGAGCGGCGUUCCCUACUGCGAGUUAACUUUCCUCCCCAAAUUCCUAAGGAACAGGGAGCCGCUCGUCUGGACCAAGUCGACAGUUUUGACAGCGAGGAGGGUCGGGGUCAUGUUGAGGACUUUUGGAUGAAAGCGGUAGAAAGUCGGUGUGAAGGUUUGAUGAUUAAAUUACUUGACAGCGGGGAAGUUCCGGAGGAGUUUUCGCUGCAAAAGGACAAAGUUAAAAAGAAACCCCUACCAGCCACAUAUGAACCUGAUAAACGCACUUCUGCAUGGUUGAAGCUCAAAAAGGAUUAUGUGCUAAGUAUAGGAGACAGUCUUGAUCUCGUCCCUAUAGGCGCAUGGCAUGGUAAUGGUCGUAAGGCUGGCUGGUGGAGUCCAAUUUUGUUAGCAGUACGGGAAUCGACUACAGGAGAUCUUGUUGCUGUGUGUAAAUGCAUGUCUGGAUUUUCUGAUGUUUUCUACAGAGAAAUGAAGUCGAGAUUCCCAGAAGAUUCAGAUACGUGUUCACGGCUGCCGCAGUGGGAAUGCAUCACCGGAGGCUUCGAUCCAGAUGUCUACUUCAAACCUCGGGAAGUGUGGGAGAUACGUGGUGCAGAUGUUACAUUGAGUCCUGUUUCCUUGGCUGCGAUGGGCUUGGUAUCCCAGACUAGGGGCCUAAGCCUUCGAUUCCCCAGAUUUAUCAGGGUCAGGGAUGACAAGUCGAUAGAGCAUGCGAGUACAUCGGAAUUUCUCGCGGACAUGUGGAGAGGUCAGCAAGGUAAAGUAAAAGAUGAUCAAGCAUGCGGUGCCGAUGACGGGGAACUUGUGGAUGUGGACUUGGAUGAUGAGGUGGAAGAGGAAGCGGAAGAUACAUAA
Molecule: messenger RNA, 2400 nt
Organism: Serpula lacrymans var. lacrymans S7.9
Lineage: Eukaryota; Fungi; Basidiomycota; Agaricomycetes; Boletales; Serpulaceae
Exons: 10
Coding region: 1-2400 (799 amino acids)
Biological process (GO): double-strand break repair via alternative nonhomologous end joining; mitochondrial DNA repair; DNA biosynthetic process
Cellular component (GO): DNA ligase III-XRCC1 complex
Molecular function (GO): DNA ligase (ATP) activity; DNA binding; ATP binding
Source: RefSeq, a predicted model, not a curated record